AUGCUCUGCCCUCCAGAUGUUGCAUUCGAAAAGCGGCACUUCAAGAGGAGAGAUGGAAACAAAGUUGUCCCUCCAUCUAUAGCCCUUGUUGCCGGUUUGGAAUCUGGAUUCUUAUUUAAGUUGUCGGCUGUGGAGGAUGUCGCGCGUCGAGGCCAGUUUCCAGGCUUGCUAACAGAAGAUGAAUUUUUGCUGAUGUGUGAAGAGAGUGAGCACAUUCGGGACGCAUACGCAAUGGCGAAGCACCUUGUUGCCCUCGCCCCUGAUGGCAUUUUUACCCGCGCCACACUUCAGGAAACCGCUGGAAAGGUUGGUUCCACUCAAGACACACUCAGUGUUGAAGAGGUCGAUGCGCUUUUUAACGCACUGGACUCGGAUAACCGGGGAUACGUGUCAGUGGAUGAGUUUAUGGAUGCGCUGUAUGGUGAAGAAGGGAGAGAGGCUAUGAGAGAAAUAAGGAGGGAAUACAUGCGACGGAAAAUUGAGGUUGAGGGCGAGCCCAUCGUGGAGGAUGAGGCCAACCCCGAAGCCGACGCGGAAGCUGAGGCAGAAGCGGAAGCAAGAGCAAGGGCAGAGGCAGAAGCGGAAGCAAGGGCAGAGGCAGAAGCAAGAGCAAGGGCAGAGGCAGAAGCGAGAGCAAGGGCAGAGGCAGAAGCAAGAGCAAGGGCAGAAGCGGAAGCGAGAGCGAGGGCGGAGGCUCAGCGCCCACCGCCACCGAAGCAAAAGGCAGGUUGCGGGUGCUAA
Molecule: messenger RNA, 741 nt
Organism: Trypanosoma brucei brucei TREU927
Lineage: Eukaryota; Euglenozoa; Kinetoplastea; Trypanosomatida; Trypanosomatidae
Product: I/6 autoantigen
Exons: 1
Coding region: 1-741 (246 amino acids)
Molecular function (GO): calcium ion binding
Source: RefSeq, a predicted model, not a curated record